Molecule: messenger RNA, 2207 nt
Organism: Mauremys mutica (yellowpond turtle)
Lineage: Eukaryota; Metazoa; Chordata; Testudines; Geoemydidae
Gene: GPR27
Product: G protein-coupled receptor 27
Exons: 1
Coding region: 34-1176 (380 amino acids)
Biological process (GO): G protein-coupled receptor signaling pathway
Cellular component (GO): plasma membrane
Molecular function (GO): G protein-coupled receptor activity
Source: RefSeq, a predicted model, not a curated record
AGGCGAGGCGCCCCCCUCCCCUUUCCCCGCUCGAUGGCGAACGCCAGCGAGCUCAGCAGCAGCAGCCCGCACCUGCCCAGCCCGGGCGGCCCGCUCAGCGCCUCCGGCCUCAAGCUGGCCACGCUGGGCUUGAUCCUGUGCGUCAGCCUGGCCGGCAACGUGCUCUUCGCCUGGCUGAUCCUGAAGGAGCGGCACUUGCGCCGCGCGCCCUACUACCUGCUGCUGGACCUGUGCCUGGCCGACGCGCUGCGCUCGCUGGCCUGCUUCCCCUUCGUCAUGCUGUCGGUGCGCAGCGGGGCGGCCGCCUGGCCCCACGGGCCGCUCAGCUGCAAGGUGCUGGCCUUCCUGGCCGUCCUCUUCUGCUUCCACGCCGCCUUCCUGCUCUUCUGCGUGGGGGUGACCCGCUACAUGGCCAUCGCCCACCACCGCUUCUACGCCAAGCGCAUGACGGGCUGGACCUGCCUGGCCAUGGUGUGCAUGGUCUGGACCCUGGCCAUGGCCAUGGCCUUCCCGCCCGUCUUCGACGUGGGCACCUACAAGUUCAUCCGGGAGGAGGAGCAGUGCAUCUUCGAGCACCGCUACGUCAAGGCCAACGACACGCUGGGCUUCAUGCUCAUGCUGGCCGCCGUCAUCGCCGCCACCCACCUGGUCUACGUCAAGCUCCUCUUCUUCAUCCACGGCCACCGCAAGAUGAAGCCGGCCCAGCUCGUCCCGGCCAUCAGCCAGAACUGGACCUUCCACGGGCCGGGAGCCACCGGCCAAGCUGCUGCCAACUGGACGGCUGGCUUUGGCAGGGGCCCCACGCCGCCCACGCUGGUGGGCAUCAGGCAGGCCACCCACAGCCAGAUCAAGAGGCUGCUGGUGCUGGAGGAGUUCAAGAUGGAGAAGAGGAUCUGCAAGAUGUUCUACAUGAUCACCCUGCUCUUCCUGCUGCUCUGGUCCCCCUACAUUGUGGCCUGUUACCUGCGGGUCUUCAUCAAGGCCAGCACCAUCCCGCAGGUCUACUUGACUGCUUCGGUCUGGAUGACAUUCGCCCAGGCAGGAGUCAACCCCAUCCUGUGCUUCAUCUUCAACAAGGAGCUCAGGGUCUGCUUCAGAGCCCACUUCCCCUGCUGCCAAAGCAUACAGAGCACCCAGGGCACCCUCCUUUGUGAUCUCAAGAGCUUUGGCAUGUAGGGUCGCUUUUCUAUUAAUGAAAAAAAAUAGAUCAUUUUCCAUAUUUCUGCAUAUGCACUCCAGAGUGCUGGUUCUGAGGAAAUUCAAAUCACCACCCUGCCCCCAAACUUUCAGCUGUAAGAAGCUAUUUUGUUUAUUUUUUUUAUACUCUGCAUAUGCCAUCUUCAAAACAUAAGAGAUUGCUGCCCUAUGGGCCACUUCCAUGAACAAAAUACCCCAAACCUUAGGCUGUAAGAAGCAGUUUUAUUUAUGUCUUUGUGUGGUUUUUAAAAAAAAACAAAACAGGGCUCCAAGUUUCUGGUCUUGCUUCUAACCUUUGUAGGUGUGACUGCACCUGAUCUGGAUAAAAGGCCAUGGUAGUUUUAUCCCUUAUUCCUGUCUGUUUUGAUAAAGGCUUAACAAUUUUAUUCAAGAUUUGAUAAAGGCCAAGACAAAAUUUUAUACAAAAGUUAUUUUUGAUGACCUCAACAGGUGUUGUUUUAUUAUUUGUUUUGAAGUCAAGAAGAGGAAGUUCCUAAUGUGUUCAGAAGCAGUGUUCAGUUUCUAUGGGGAGCUGUUGGGUUGACAUUCGCAAGUGAUUUUAAGUAUUGAAAGCAGUGAUGUAAUUUUUGCCUGAAAUGCAAACACAGUGUAGAACUAAUUUUAAUUUUCUUGUUGCACUACUCAUUUGGUAAUAUUUCAGAAUUCUUUGUGAAAUGUGAUUUUAAAAUGAAUAUCAACUUUAAAAAUGAUCAAUUCUACCAGUUUUUAAACUAGAUUGAAUUAAUAUUUUACUGACUUUGUAGGAAGUUAUCUACAAAACUGGGUCACAUACUUGUAUGUUUUGACUGUUUUCUUUAAUAAAAUACUGACACUUUAUGAAGUUGUUUUAGAAUGGAAGAAUAGUGCUUUCUGACAGAAUUUGUGUGCAAAAUUGCAUGUCUUAUGUCUGAGUAUAAUUCACAGUUUAGGAUGUCAUGGAGAAGCACAGAGUUCUCAUUUGCUGUUCAAAGUCAUUUUAGGUAUUUAUACCAAUAAAAGUGACUAAAGUA